Messenger RNA from Pseudoliparis swirei, 8875 nucleotides. It is a transcript of the gene myo16, whose product is annotated as myosin XVI. The record is from RefSeq and is a predicted model, not a curated record. Gene Ontology annotation, molecular function: protein phosphatase binding; ATP binding; cytoskeletal motor activity. Gene Ontology annotation, cellular component: nucleoplasm; myosin complex; perinuclear region of cytoplasm. The transcript is spliced from 35 exons. The coding region runs from base 60 to 5876 and encodes 1938 amino acids. NCBI's taxonomy places the organism in Eukaryota, Metazoa, Chordata, Actinopteri, Perciformes, Liparidae. Gene Ontology annotation, biological process: negative regulation of G1/S transition of mitotic cell cycle; phosphatidylinositol 3-kinase/protein kinase B signal transduction; neuron projection morphogenesis.
CUGACUUCCCGCCUACCUUUCCGCCUGGCUUGCAGAGGACUGUCUGACUUAGUCAGAAAAUGUCUCACUACCAUUUCAUCAAAUGCUGUUGUUUCCAGCUGUGUAAUGUCUUCCGUCAGAACAUGGAGAUAGACCAGUGUCUGCUGGAGUCUCUCCCCAUCGGCCAGCGCCAGCGGCUGGUCCGGAGGAUGCGCUGUGACCAAAUAAGGGCGUACUACGAGAGGGAAAAGAGCCUCCGGCGCCAACAAGGUGGAAUCGGGGCGCGAGCGCCGCCCGCCGCCCGCCGCAAGAAGCGCCGCGUCCGAUUCAGCCGCGCCGACGGCAUGCGGGACGCCGUCGUCCGCCGGGACGACAAAGAAGUGCUGCGGCUCCUGAAGGAGGGAGCAGACCCCAACACGCCCAUUUCUUCUGGGGGAUCCUUGCUACACCUGUGUGCUCGCCAUGACAACGUGUUCGCGGCAGAGCUUCUGAUCGAUCGAGGCCUGAACGUCAACCUGCAGGACGAGGACCUGUGGACAGCCCUGCAUGUAGCGUGUGUGUGUGACCACGCAGACGUGCUGCUGCUGCUGCUGCUGACCGGGGUGAAUGUCCUGCUGCAGGACGUCAACGGAAACAUCGCUCUGGAAUACGCCUCCGAGGGAACGCAGACGAGCUACAUCCUCCGAAAGCACCUGGAGGACAAUGGCGUGGAUGUGUCAUCCGUGCACGCCAUGACGAUGCAGAGGCGUAGCACCAUGCUCUCUGAUGUCAGGCAGCUUGUCGCCACAAGGGGAAGCCUCAACCAGCCCAACGACGACGGGGUCACGCUGCUCCACAUCGCGUGUGCCAGUGGUUAUAGAGAGGUGGUCUCUGUGUUGUUGGAGAGUGGAGCGGACCCUCAUCCAGCUGACAACAACUUCUGGACCCCUCUCCACCUGGCUGCUAAAUAUGGACAGACGAGCAUCGUUAGCCAGCUCCUGAGGCACCGCGCCAACCCGACUCUGUUGAACUGCAACCAAGACAGGCCCUCAGACAUUUCCACGUCCGAGCCCACGGCCGACAUGCUGCUGAAAGCAGAGGAGAGCUGGCUGCAGAGGCUGAAGGACCCGUCGGCUCCUCUACCCGCCACGGACCAACGCUACGAGGGCGGCUCCCACGACCUCAACACUCCUCUCAAGAACCUGAGCCCCCUGGGUCUCUCCAUGUCUAAGCGGGACAGUCUGCUGGAGAAGUGUGCCAUGUUCAGAGAGGCCGGGGGAGCCCUGACCCGGCAGCCCUCGCAGGACAACGGCCUGGACGGACACUUUAGCUCUGGCGCCGGCAAACUGGAGCAGGUCAAGCUGAUGCCUCCCGCCCCCAACGACGACCUGGCGUCCCUCAGCCAGCUGACCGACAGCAGCCUGCUCUACGAGAUGCAGAAGCGCUUUGGAAACGACCAAAUCUAUACGUACAUUGGACACAUCCUCCUGCUGGUCAACCCAAACAAAGAGCUGCCCAUCUACUCCAAUUUGGUGAGUCAGUUGUACCUGAGCUCCACGGGGCGUCUGUGCUCCUCUCUGCCGCCUCACGUCUUCUCCUCUGCAGAGAGAGCUUACCACAUGAUGCUGCAGGAGAGGCGCCCGCAGUGUUUCAUUCUGAGUGGUGAAAGUGGUUCUGGGAAAACUGAGGCCUGUAAGCACAUCGUGAGACACCUGACGGCUCGCUCCGCCCCCAAAGGCUUAGCGCUGGAGCCCAGGAUGAAACAUGUUAACUGCCUUCUGGAGGCCUUCGGUCAUGCAAAGACUCUGAGGAACAACAACUCGAGCCGCUUCAUCAAGCUGCUGACCGUGCACUAUUGUGACAAGAGGAGGACUCUGCUCAGAGCCCGUGUGUACACCCACAUGCUGGAGAAGUCUCGCCUGGUCCACCGGCCUCCUCACCAACACAGCUUCAACAUCUUUUAUUUGAUGGCUGAAGGCCUGUCACCUGAGGAGAGCAGCGCACUCUACCUCAGCAAUGUCCUGGCUCAUAGGUAUCUUGGCGGAGGACUUCUGGGGGAGAGCCCUCCAGUAGCUACAACCCAGAGCAGGGAACGCCUGGCAGCAGUCAAACAAGCCCUGCGCGCCCUGGGCUUCAACAAGCAGGAGGUGGAUUCGGUGUUCAUGCUGCUGUCUGCCGUGCUCCAUAUUGGGGACCUACGUUUUACCUCACUGACGGAUGACGACACGGCCUUCCCUUCUGACCUGCAGCUGCUGGAAAGAGUUGCUGGAUUGCUGCAGGUGUGCUCCAGUGACUUAAGCUCCGCCCUCACCUCUGACGUCCAGUACUUCAAAGGUGACUUGAUCACGAGGGGCCACACAGUGGAGGCGUCGGAGCAGUGCAGAGACCAGCUUGCGAAGGGCAUCUACGGGCGCCUCUUCAGCUACCUGGUCAACAGUACCAACGACUACCUGCAGGGACAAGACGACAGCAUUGGUGAUCCUGCCUUGGAAAUUGGGAUUUUGGACAUCUUCGGAUUUGAAGAACUUCAGAGGAAUGGCUUUGAGCAGCUGUGCGUGAACAUGACCAACGAGCGGCUGAGGCGCUACGUCUCUGAGGUGCUCUUCCAGCAGGAGCAGACUGAGUGUCUGCAGGAGGGCAUCGCCAUGGAGACCCCUCCCUACCCCGGCAACCAGCCAGCCGUUCUGGACUUCUUUCUUCAGGAGCCUCAGGGGUUGCUGUGCAUGUUAGACGAGGAGAGCCAGAGCCCGCGGCCGGCCGAGCAGGCGCUGUACAAGAGGCUGUCGGCCCGGCUGGACUCCCAUCCCACUCCGUGUCUCUCCCUCACCACCAAGGAUGGCAACGGAAACCCGCCGCCCAAAGACCAGGGCCCAGCGUUCACCGUCAGCCACUAUGCCGGACAGAUUUCCUACGAUCUCACAGGAUCACUCACCAGAAACAAGGACUCUCUUCCUCAGAACCUCCUGUUCACGAUGAAGUCCAGUGAGAGUGUGUUGCUGCAGCAGCUCUUCCAGUCCAAGUUGACUCCGACUGGUUCUCUGGUGCCAGCGGCCCAUGGCCGUGCUGGGCUCAGGGGGCCUAAAGCGGCCCUGUUGCUCCACAGGAGGCCCCCAGCCGCCCCCAUCACUGCCAACAUUGUGCCCCAACGGUCCCCGAGGUGCCAUGACCUCACCGAGAUCUUGAAGAAGAAGGGCUCGAGCUCCUUCCUCCAAAGGCUGGAGCGCUGUGGGCCCAUCACGGUGGCUGUCCAGCUGAGGAACUCUCUGUCAGACGUGAUCGGUAAGCUGCAGGCGUGCACGCCUCACUUUGUGGAGUGUGUGCGCCCCAACGCCAGCGGUCAGCCGGACGGUUUUGACAGCGUCAAAGUGUCGACCCAGCUGCAGCACAUCGGGGUUCUGGAGAUGGUGCGCAUGAUCCGUUACGGAUACCCCGUCCGCCUGUCCUUCCCGGGCUUCCUGAGCAGAUAUAAAGACAUCGUGGUCCUGACUUUGGGAGACGAGAAGAAGUUGUCACCAGAAGAGAGAUGUCGCUCAGUUCUGCAACAGUCCAAACUCCAGGGAUGGCAGAUGGGCAGCAGCAAGGUUUUUCUAAAGUACUGGCAGGCAGACCAGCUCAACGACCGCUGCUACCAGCUUCAUAAAAAGAUCAUCACCUGCCAGAAGGUGGCGCGAGGCUGGCUGGCCCGACAGCGCGUUCGUCAUCGGCUGCCGUCGCGGCAGACAGAGGAGCGCAGUGUGCAGCGGCUCCUGCAGGGGGCGGAAGACAUGGGGCUGCGAACCUACGACCAGUUGGUUAUCCAGAAUGCAUCCGACAUCGCGAGAGAGAGCGACCGCCUGCGCUGCCAUGGCAACAGCCUUCUCAACACCCUUAGCAACAGCCCACCACUUGGUGAGAGGCCCGAGCCGGUGGGCAAGGAGGAGGAUCCGCCUGUCAGGAGGGUUGUGGAGAAAAGCGGGAAGAGUCGCCACUAUCGGUCCAGCUCCGUGCCCAUCCCCCUCGCCAUGGAGAACAUGGUCCAUUCCUUUGGCGCUAUAUCCAUCAAACCAGCCCUGCAGCAGGUCGCUCAUACCAAUGAGGACGCAGCAGGGGGGGGAUGUCUUUCCUCUCCCCGGAAGCAACCUCCGCCCAAACCAAAGAGGGACCCCAACACUCGUCUGAGUGCAUCUUAUGAAGUAGUUAGUGCCGGGUUGACGAUGGCGGCCAAAGAGUGCCCCACUCCAGAGGGGUGUGGUUCGCCGGCUGGAAGCCCUCCCAAAUCCCAGCUGUCCCCCACAGACCCUGAAGCGCUGUCCAAACCCCGCCCCCACAGCGACGACUACACAACCACGAGGAAGGUGCCACCCCCCAAACCGAAGCGCAGUCCCAACACUAAGCUGAGCGGCUCGUACGAGGAGAUCAACGCCGUGUCCCCUCACUUCCACCAGCUGCGUCCCGCCGACGUGAAGCUCGCCAUGCUGUCGCGUGCCGGUGGAUUUGGAGGGUUCGCCGGUCUGCUGAAGAAGGCGGCCUCUGUGGACGCUCCCCGAGGGUUGGGACUGAGCCUCUACCAGGGCCGGGAUGAAGAGGACGUGUACAUCGAGAUGCUGGGCUCCCAGGCGCGGGCUCGAAGUCUCCAGGAGCCCCCCGACAGUCCGGAGCCGGCUGACUCGGAGGCCGUCUAUGAGGAGAUGAAAUAUUUCCCGUACGAGGAUGGUGCAAUGCCUGCCACUGUGGUGAGCAAGGCAGCCAAAUUGGAGGCGCUGGGCUUGGGCCUGGUGGGAUUCGGGGCGUUUCACGCUCAAAGCGGGGACGCCAAACGGACGGCGGCGGGGCUGACCGCCGCCCUGGACAUCGCUCACUCUCAGAGCACGUUCAACAGCGGCUGUGACAUCCCGGCUCCCUUCCCCAACUUGCUUCCCCACCGGCCACCUCUCCUGGUGUUCCCCCCCUCCCCCGUCACCUGCUCUCCUGCAUCCGACGAGUCGCCCCUCACCCCGCUGGAGGUGAAGAAGCUGCCUGUGUUUGAGACCAACCUGAACUUUGCCACCGGCCCCGACAGCCCUCUGUCCCCGCAGUACGCCCGCCAGAGGGCCGACUCCUCCCCCAGCCUCACUGUGCUCAUGCCAGAGAAUAAGGCUCCGCCUCCUCUCACCCCUCCACCUCCUCCCCCCAAUGCCCCACCUCCCCCCUACAGACCUCCCUCAUACUUCCCCUUCCCACCUGAGGCUAACUUCCUGGCUCUGACCCGGGCAGCAUCUGUGACGGGGAGCAGCUCGGACCCCCCCAAAACCUCAUCCUCUCACAGGACGAGUGUGGAGCCGCUCGGGAAGCCACCUCCCUACUCCCCCGUGAAGAUGUCCCGCCCUGAGCCCCGGAGGGCACACUCGUGCUCCUCCUCUCCCCUGCUGUUCAAUCCAGCCAAUGGCAGGUCCCUGACCAGCCCCCUGGACGAGCUCAACACCCUGUUCAGCUCCGGGCGCAGCCUGCUGCGGAAGUCCAACUCCGGGCGCAAGAUGCGAGAUGGAGGGUUCAAUUCCAACAUCAAUCUGCCAAGGAGGGAAGAUUGUGGCUCCGCCCCCACUUCGCCAUCGCUGCAGCUCCAGGACAAGAAUGCCAACAACCACACACACCCUCACUCCUCAAGCCCCGCCCCCGCUGAGAACGGCAACCAGAUCUCCAACGGGUCGCUGGAGGAUGAGAGUCGCAUCAAGUCAAACUCAUCCACCUCCACCUCUCUGCACAGACACAUGGACAGCCAUCAUACUCAGGUGUUCCAGCGGUUACGUCUGUCCAACCGGGACGAGAGCGCCGCCCUCGGGGAGCUUCUGCGAUGGCGGCGAUCGCAGUGUGAGGGGCGGGGCGACGGGGAGCGCCGUCCUCCUCAGACCCCGACCCUGCCCCCCACGCUGCUCUGGAACAACAGGAAGGCCUCUCCAUGACGGAGGUUGCGUGGUGCCCUCGCAUGUAUUGGCCCUGCUCUUUAAAAAAAAGUGGACCAUGUGACCUCAAUGCCCAGGGGCGAGGUCGAAGCUCCAAGCCCCAAAGUGAGCCUCGUCCCUGGGCACCGGGUCCUGCCUCCUGCGCCUCUUGACCUCGACUGUGGAGGAUUCCCCCCCUCUGUGGUAUAAGACCAGCUCUCUGUGACACUGAUGUGGGUGUGUCUAUGGAAGAACUGUGGAAGUCCGACACGGUAGAGGUCCGCGAGGUGCUAUUUCUGUGAUUACAGAUGUCAUUCACAAAAAGAGACAGUCAGCUUAUUUAUUUCCAGUUCUUCUGAGGCCAUAUGUGUGAUAUAGUCUCUCUCAUGUUGUUCUGCUGCACACAGGAGUUCCACUCCAGAAUAUGGUGCUGAUUAUACUGGACAUGCCAUCCUGGUGUAUAUUCCCAUGAGUGUGUGUGUGUGUGUGUGUGUGUGCCACCGAGUCUCAGGCGUCUCUGUAGUUUACAUGUCGAACGACGCCUUCGUGCUCCUCCAGUGGACGGGCUUGGAUACGGGACCCUUUCAGGUACAGCGCUCCCUGAGCUCGUGUUUGGAAGUGCUACCGCGGCCCCGGCAACGAGCAACCAGGGGUCAGGGUAACCUCAGUAAUAUCCCAUGGUGCACUUCUCUUCCCCAUUUGUUACCACCAGCCUUUGAGGAAUAACAACCUGCAGCUAAAAUGCAACCGACUGCGCUAACCUUUACUAGAAAACUGACACAAAAAACACGAUCCUGCUUUGGUUUAAGGUGUGACGGUAAACCACGUAGCUGACAGGUGUACGCUGUGGGCGUGACACUCUGUGCCAAAGUGACACUCCUCGUUAAAGAUGCGUCUAGACAGCAAGUAUAGUUAUGCAAUCGGACCGAUACGAGCAGUCCCCAUUUAUUGACAUGUACAGACUGACAUAAACGACCAAAUCCCAGCUGUUGCCGUGCUUCAGUGUCGGCUCUGCUUCCGGAUCUGAAGAACAUGGCGAAAAGAGGGAAAAACCAAGUCUACGCGUGAAAGGUAACGACUUGACUCCCCUGGUGUCGACACCUGGACUGUUCCGUGUGCUCGUGUUGUUCCGGACGUCGUGCCGAGCUCUGUUAUUGUACAGACGUGGGGCCUCCCUUCAUCUGCUUUCACUCCCUUGACCCUGAAACGAGCGGACCCUUCCCCCCCCCCCACCUGGUCUUUGACCUUGCCCCCACCACCUUCCUAAUGGAUCAAACCGGCUCUACGGGUGUCUCCAUGGUAACCGCUUUGUAAAUAGUGACAAGUGUUGUAUGUUCUGGCUUUUACUCUCGCGGCGAAGCACAGGGAUUGAAUUGGAAGACGAGGAUGAGAUAAUACUGUCUAUGAUGGUGAAACUGAGAUUUAAGAAUGUCUUGGGUUAGAUGCAAUGACUCCGGUAACGAGAAAAGGUUUAUUUUAGAAUGUGAAUAUCUUUUUUUUUUCUUCUUCAGAAUGGUUGUUUGUGGUUAUGAGAUUCUUUAUACUCUAUUCAUGAUUGGUUGUUUUACUCCCUGCUGACCCCGUGGUUCUGCUCCUAUGAUGCAAUGCAGAUGUUUUCAUUGUAUAUGGAUGUUUUAUUGCACAAUGUUUACGUGGUGUUGUGUUGACUUCUUAAUGGACUGGGUGUGUCUCAGCGAGUCGUUUGAUCUGUGAAGAUCGCUUUGGAUUGUUAGAGCCACAAAGUAUCAAUAGCGCCGAUUGAUUUCUCAUUCCCACUGAUCACCCACAAUGUGUCCGAUUGAUUCAGCCGUACGAGUUAGCGGCCCCGUCACGGGAUCCAUCCCGGCUGCCGUCGGCGCGCCAAUAUUCAAGAGGAAUCGGAGAAGAUCGCUGAUUUCACAAGAGAUGGCGACUCAGCCGAGCUGCGUUGUGAUUGGCUGAAUGUAUGAAUGCAAAGUGUUCGCUCACUGCCUGAAACCCUGUGUAACUUAUUAAUGGAACAUGCGGCUGUCUCUAACCGGCGGACCUGGCUCCUUCAUGUGAUUAUUGUCUUCAGAAGUUAUGUAUGCAGUUUUUUUUUUAAUGCUAUUUAAUAAGGAUGCAACAUUUUUUUGAUAAAGCAUUGAUUUGCUCCGCCUUGUGCUGCGGGUGGGGUUGCAUGAGUCGUGCAGCACUGCAAUGCAGAACUAUGGCCAACAUUUUCAUUUUUUUUGGGGCUCAUUCACACGAGGAUUCAAAUGUUUCUGUGAUCAAGCAAAACGGAAAGGAGCCAAGGUCAGCUCCUCCACCUGGCCAAUGAGAGAGGAGGCACAGCCUCUCUGUUGCUCCAUUGGUCCUGCUGAGUCGUGUGCAUUAUGGAUCCGUGUGUUGCCACGUUUACUGAAGUCAUGAGGAGAUGAAUGUAUCUAUCGUCUCCUAAAGCACAUCGGUGUGUUUACCCAGCACGGCCACAUGAUUAUAAUGUGCUCAUGAUGAAAAGAUCUAAAAGGCUAACGUGAAGAGCUGCUUCCGAUCCGCGCACACGUCGGCUCCAUCACCUCCGAUCCCCUGACGUAUCUGUCUGUUGUAAGCUAACUUGACUCUGGAGGCGGAUUACUGCCCGUCACUGGAGUCAGGAAUCUAAAGCGCUGCUCUGAGAUCAGCUCUCUGGUGCUACAGCCAGUACAGAUUGGCCAUUUUACUGUCCCCAGUCCAUGUUUAGUUGUUUGGAGACACAAUAUUUCAGCACCUGAACAGGGACUGCCUUUCAUAGUGUUGUUGUUGUUGUUGUUUUUAAAUUGUCGUCUUUCUUUACAUGACAUGCAGUAUAUUUUAACCGGCAUACAUACGUGUUUGUGGAAAGAAAAAAAGAUUGUAUGUGAUAUUUCAUGAUUAUGUUCCCAAUAUUUUAUAAGUACUGUACCUGUACAGCAAUAAAGCACAGUUGUGUCAAUGCCCGUAAUUCAUAGCUUUCCUACCGUGGAAAUAUUGCAUGUUUAACUUGGAAAAGUCAGCAUUCAAAUAAACGAAUGGAAACUUCA